UGUAUUUCCUCGGCGUCUCCUCGCGCCCCGCUGCCUCCGCCACCGGAGGCGGACAAUUAGAGGAAGUAGGUCCGCUGAGCUGCAUGGAGUAGUUGGCAUUCACUGUCUGUAUGGAGGCCCCUGUCGGAUGCACGCGUGGAUUUUGGGCAGUCGGAGAGCUCGUGUCAGAUUCAGCACCGCAGCUCUCAUCAGCUCCCGGUCGUCGCGUGUGGAUGGGCUCUGUCGGUCUCCGUGGGUUCUCCAGCUCCUAACUACCGGCAACAAUGGCAUCACACGGCUUCUGGUCUCUUGGUGGAGAUAAUGCGGGGGCCAAUACCGGGAGUCAGAGCCCCAGCACGCCCAGGGCUUGGUGCCAGGCGGCGGCCCAGAAAUUAUCCGGAGGAAUUGGAUCGAAAUUAUGUGCGCUGUUAAAUGUCGGGGAGGGGGAGAAACCCGGGGAACCGACCGCCAAGCUUCCCCCGCAGACGGCGGAGGGGACCUGCGGCUGCAACAAAACCUGCAACUGCACCAAAACCGGUGUGGUCUUCUCCGACCUCUAUUCAACAGAUCUUUUGCCUGCUAUGGACGGUGACACCAAAACGAUGACCUUCCUGCAGGAAGUCGUGGAUAUUUUACUGGCCUACAUCGUGGAAUCUUUCGACAGGGAAACGAAAGUUAUUGAUUUUCAUUAUCCAAACGAGCUGCUGCAGAUGAACAACUGGGAGCUGCAGGACGAACCGGCUACUCUGGAUGAUAUCUUGAUCAGCUGUCGCGCCACGCUCAAAUACGCCAUUAAAACAGCCCACCCCAGAUACUUCAAUCAGCUCUCCACCGGAUUAGACAUGGUUGGACUGGCGGCCGAUUGGCUCACGUCCACUGCCAACACUAAUAUGUUCACCUAUGAGGUGGCUCCUGUCUUUGUGCUGCUCGAAUACGUCAGCCUGAAGAAGAUGAGGGAAAUCAUUGGUUGGCCCGACGGACGUGGAGAUGGCAUUUUCUCUCCUGGUGGGGCUAUUUCCAACAUGUAUGCCAUGCUGCUGGCCCGAUUCAAGAUGUUCCCAGAAGUGAAGGAGAAAGGAAUGUCAUCUGUUCCCAGACUGGUGGCCUUCACAUCCGAGCAUAGCCAUUUUUCAAUCAAAAAAGGUGCAGCGGCUCUUGGUAUCGGGACAGAAAGUGUGAUCUGCAUCAAAGCAGAUGAAAGCGGUAAAAUGAUCCCAGCUGACCUUGAGAGAAGAAUACUGGAGGCAAAACAGAAGGGUUUUGUACCUUUCUUUGUGAGCGCCACUGCAGGCACGACAGUCUACGGCGCCUUCGACCCCCUCAUCGCCAUCUCCGACAUCUGUAAAAAGUACAACAUCUGGAUGCACGUAGAUGGGGCAUGGGGAGGCAGUCUGCUCAUGUCCAGGAGACACAGGUGGAAGCUGGAUGGAGUUGAGAGGGCCAACUCAGUAACAUGGAACCCACACAAGAUGAUGUCAGUCCCACUGCAAUGUUCAGCCCUGCUGGUCCGAGAGGAGGGUUUGAUGCAGAACUGCAACCAGAUGCACGCCUGCUACCUGUUCCAGCAGGAUAAACACUACGACCUUUCCUACGACACUGGAGACAAAGCGCUGCAGUGUGGACGCCACGUGGACAUCUUCAAGCUGUGGCUCAUGUGGAGAGCCAAGGGCACCAUCGGGUUCGAGGCUCAGAUAGACAAGUGUCUGGAGCUGUCGGAGUAUCUCUACAACAAGAUCAAGGACAGAGAAGGAUACGAGAUGGUCUUCGAUGGCAAACCUCAACACACCAAUGUCUGCUUCUGGUAUCUCCCUCCUGGGAUCCGCUACAUGGAGGACAAAGAGGAGAGAAAGAAACACUUGCAUAAGGUUGCCCCGGUGAUAAAAGCCAGGAUGAUGGAGUACGGGACGACCAUGGUCAGCUACCAACCGCAAGGAGACAAGGUCAACUUUUUCCGCAUGGUGAUCUCAAAUCCCGCUGCUACCUUCGAGGACAUCGACUUUCUUAUUGAGGAGAUCGAACGACUCGGCCAAGACCUAUAAGACUCAUCAUCUGAAUCCUCCUGUACUUUCCUCCCCUUGACGGCUGAAUUGUUUGUGGUGAAUGUACUGGUAAACUUUUCUCUUCUUUUCUCUCUUCCCUCCAAAGUCAUAUAUUUAAAGAGUAUAUUUGAGGAAAAAAAGAUAUACAGAUAUAUCCAUAUAUUAUGUAUUGUAGCUUUUCUGUGGACUGUCUGGGUCCAAAGCUAUGUAAAAGUGCUUCUGUCUACAUUUCCUAUAGUGUAAUAGAUUCCAGAGUAGUGUAAGUGAUGUAACUUUAUAUGUACUUUUUGUGAUAUGAAAAUGCUUGUGCAAUAGGUUGAUGAGGAAGAAUUUAUUUUUUAAUCAUUCCCAUUUGCAGAGUAUGUCGUUAAGUGCCAAAUGUGGUUGUGUUCUAUUGUAACUGAACAUUUUAAACUAACAGUUUAAAACAAAAAAAAGCACUUCACUUUACCUCAGCUUGAUCAACUGCCUUUUACAUCUGCACAUAGGACUACUUUGGAUAAUAAAUUCUCUCUUUGCUGGUGAUGUAUUGAAAUACCGGCGUAUGUAAAAGAACUAGCCCAACCAGAACCAGUCAUGUGAAAUAGGAAAAGAAGGAAGGAAAAAGUUGAGUUUGAUGAAUCAGUUACAUAACCCUACAUCACUUUUGACAGGAUGGUCUGCAGCUAAUUUGACAUGUUUGCUUGUUACUCUUAUUAAACCUAUUUUGUUUGACGUUGCCAGCUAAUGCACAUAUGAAAAUGGGACCAUUUCUAAUCCAGCCGUACAUUUAGCUGAGCUGAGUGUAAUUAACGUGUCAUAUGAGGGUUCAAAUAGUGAAUAGUUGUGCCAUUACAGGUAAUAUAAAGCUACAAACCUUAAUAUUUUAUUCAUUAAAACUCCAAUUGGGCGACCAAAGACAUUCCUGAGAAAAUCAGAAUGUAUUUGCUGGAAGAAACAAGCUAGUGCUAAGGAUAUGACGCAGUGUGGAAAACUAUAUAGUUUAUUUUCUGAUGCGAAAUACUCUCUCUCUUAAACUUGUAACUUUAAAAAUGUAAACUUCUAAUCUACACUUUAAGACUCAGAGGGGUUUUUUUGUCAGAUGAGCACUUAAUGAAAGAGCCAGGAUGUUACAAAACCGAAAUAAAGGUGCAAUAAUGGGUUGAAAAUAUAUAAAUAUAUAUAUAUGGGAACUUCACCAGAUUUGCAGCUAUAGUAUACCUGACAUCACUUGCACUAAAUCAUCAGGGGGAGAAGAAGGAGUAUCCCUUUUAACAUUGCAACUGAGAUUUCUUCUUUAUUCAUUCACAAGCAAUAUUGGAGAAUGGGUCCGAUCAAAAAAAUUUCAAACUAAACAGUGAAUUCAAGUGUACAAUAGUUAAGGAUAAUCAAGUUUCCAGACCAAAUGCACAGUAGUUAGCAAAGAUUAAAAAUAAAUAAAUAAAAUUUAAAAAACAAAAAAACAAACAAAAAAA
Messenger RNA from Sphaeramia orbicularis (orbiculate cardinalfish), 3472 nucleotides. RefSeq names its product glutamate decarboxylase 2 (gene gad2). The record is from RefSeq and is a predicted model, not a curated record. Gene Ontology annotation, biological process: GABA shunt; GABA biosynthetic process. The transcript has 17 exons. Gene Ontology annotation, molecular function: glutamate decarboxylase activity; pyridoxal phosphate binding. Lineage: Eukaryota; Metazoa; Chordata; Actinopteri; Kurtiformes; Apogonidae. Gene Ontology annotation, cellular component: cytoplasm. Bases 264 to 2018 code for a protein of 584 amino acids.